This is a messenger RNA of Pollicipes pollicipes, 2650 nucleotides long. RefSeq names its product Alg7 dolichyl-phosphate N-acetylglucosaminephosphotransferase (gene Alg7). The transcript is spliced from 6 exons. Gene Ontology annotation, cellular component: membrane. Lineage: Eukaryota; Metazoa; Arthropoda; Thecostraca; Pollicipedomorpha; Pollicipedidae. Gene Ontology annotation, biological process: dolichol-linked oligosaccharide biosynthetic process. Gene Ontology annotation, molecular function: UDP-N-acetylglucosamine-dolichyl-phosphate N-acetylglucosaminephosphotransferase activity. The record is from RefSeq and is a predicted model, not a curated record. Bases 486 to 1523 code for a protein of 345 amino acids.
GGCAAUGGGAAUAGUCUGUGGCUGCAUCUACUUAAUAACCAUCUUCAUCUUUAUACCCAUCCCUUUUGGAACCUACAUUGUCUUCAGUCAAGAAGGUUUUCCACAUGAGAAGGUUUGAACUUUUUGUUGUCAUAUGAAAUACAGGUGAUUUGUCUUGCAAAGUAGGGGCAUUUACUUCUGUUAGUCUAAACUCUGCACCACAGUGGUGAAGACAAGCUAGCAUAUUUUCUCAUCUGUUUUUCUUCCUGUUUCCAUGUAUCUGUGAUAAGUUGUCGGCAGGACUAUUCUUAUUUCUGAAUAUUCUGUAUUCUGUGUUCAUUUGAGCUGUUUUUUAGAGUCCAUCAUAUAAUGUUGGAGUGUUCCUUCAUUAUCUGGUAUUAGCUAUAAGUUUCCAUGUUCUUUCAUGCACCUGUGUACAUUAUACUUUGUGUGGGUUUUUUAUCACCAAUGUUCUUUUUAAAUAUCUGUAUAUUCAUGUGUAUGUCAUGCAUCAUUGUCUACAGUCUAACCUGCAGGGCAUGGGCUCAGCCACUAAUGGUACUGGCUGCAGUGCCUCUAUCCUCGCUGCCUCUGCAGGUGCAUUUGUGGAGCUGCUGGCUGCGCUGCUGUCCAUCUGCUGUAUGCUGCUCCUUGGGUUCGCCGAUGACGUGCUGGAGCUCAAGUGGCGCCACAAGCUGCUGCUGCCCACCGUGGCCUCACUGCCACUGCUCAUGGUCUACUUUGUCACCUUCAACUUGACCAUCAUCAUCGUGCCCAAGCCGCUGCGCUGGCUCCUCGGCUUCAGCCUGAAUCUCGGGCCUCUGUACUACGUGUACAUGGGCAUGUUGGCCGUGUUCUGCACGAACGCUAUCAACAUCCUGGCGGGCGUCAACGGCCUGGAGGUGGGGCAGUCAGUGGUGAUCGGCCUAUCGCUGAUGCUGCAUAACCUGCUGGAGCUGGGCGGCCCGCUGCGCGACACCCACCUCUUCUCGCUGUACCUGCUGCUGCCCUUCCUCGGCGUCAGCCUCGCGCUGCUCUACCACAACUGGUACCCGUCCAGGGCGUUCGUCGGCGACACCUACUGCUACUUCGCCGGCAUGACGUUCGCCGUCAUCGGCAUCCUCGGCCACUUCAGCAAGACGAUGCUGCUGUUCUUCCUGCCGCAGAUUGCCAACUUUCUGUACUCGGUGCCGCAGCUGUUUCACCUGGUGCCCUGCCCGCGACACCGGUUGCCCAAGUACGACUGUGAGACGGACCUGCUGCACAUGUCCAGCACCAGCUUCCAGCUGGAGGCGCUGCCGUGGCCGGGCCGGCUCUUCCUGCGGGUGUGCAGCACGCUGGGCCUGGUGCGCCUGGCCACCUCUGAGGGCGAAGGCGGCAUCACCACCUGCAACAACCUCACCAUCAUCAACCUGCUGCUCAAGUUCAGCGGGCCCAUGCAUGAGCGCAGCGUCACCAUCGCGCUGCUGGCCUUCCAGGUGCUCUGCAGCGGUGUGGCGUUCGUCGUGCGCUACCCACUGGCCAGUCUCUUCUACGACGUGUGAUGUCACCGCGCUCCGAGCCAUGACGUCAUCGGGUGACGUCACGCGGGCGAGUGCUGCGGUGGACAUGGCCUCGUGGCAGUGGCGGGCGGUCCGACGGCAGGGAGUGCCAGUCAGCAGGGUCGGCUGCAGGACACGUGAUAGGGCGCGUGGGUGAGCCAAACCCGCCCGGUCCCGCAGCCGCCGGCUCCUCGCGUGAUGAACGACACUGCUGUGGGGGCAAAAUCGUGGGGUACACCAGGCAGCACUUAAAUCAUUAAUCAUGUGGGCAUCUGUGAAAUACUCGUAGUUCCUGGCAAUGGGCUUGGGUGGGAGUGUGUACGCAGAGAUCAAGGGAGCGUGCACAGUCAGUCUGGUUGUGGAGGUAAAUUGCUGUUUUUGAAGGGGGUCUGUUCUGAGUGCAGUCAUGGUACCCAAUUUAUCGUGAUCAUCUUUUCCUGGUAUUCGUAAGCAGUGGGUGCGUCUGUAGGAUUGCGUGGCUCAAUGUGUGGCGCUGUUCUAUGGAUGUUAAAAAACUAUGUAAUUUUCGCAGUGUGUUGGCGUCCUUUCCACCAUUUCCUGAUGCAUGCCACCACCUGGCUUUCACCUCAAAUCUGCAUGUAAAUGUUCAAAGGAAGGGCUGCUGGUACUUGGGACGGUUUCAGAUGGUUGUUGGUGAUUCGCUGGUGGAUUAUGUCAAAGAUGGGUGAAGUGACUGGCAGGGUAAGUGACCGGCUGUUGCCAACACGGUUCACUGAUCGUGUUAUGUUUUGUUACUGCGCUGGAUUGUUUUAUGACUUGUUGACAAAUUAUGAAUGCUUCUUUCGUGAUUGUCAGCCUGCGAGAGGCUUAAGCUCAUAAUUUGGGGCUCUAAAAACAAUUGCCAUGUAGGUGUUUAUGCUGUCUGCUAUUAGCACGAGUUUGCAUGCUCCCCACCCGUCAUUUAUUCCUAAGCCCUCCCACCGAAAUACACGUUUUUUGACAUAAUGUUUUGUCUUCACAACAUACAGUUUAAGCACCGACGAAGCAUAGCCGAUGUGAGCUGUUGUGGCGCCCGCUCCGCAUAAUGUCCGAACGUCAUGCCCCAUGGUGCCCGAACGUGAUGUCUCAUGAUGUCCCAACACCAUGUCUAAUGACGUCUGAACAUGCUC